Messenger RNA from Diospyros lotus (date-plum), 666 nucleotides. RefSeq names its product E3 ubiquitin-protein ligase MBR2-like. Gene Ontology annotation, molecular function: ubiquitin protein ligase activity. Lineage: Eukaryota; Viridiplantae; Streptophyta; Magnoliopsida; Ericales; Ebenaceae. Gene Ontology annotation, cellular component: nucleus. Bases 1 to 666 code for a protein of 221 amino acids. The record is from RefSeq and is a predicted model, not a curated record. The transcript has 5 exons.
AUGAAUUCAGACGUCCCCAACUUUCAUCAGAUUCUUUCGUCUGAUACCAAUGCAGGAGAACAAGAUUUGCAAAGAUUAACAUCAGCCACGACGACGACCGAUAAUCAUCAAAUCCAUUAUUCUGACUUUGGACCCAUCCCUUCGCUUAUGAUUGAUGAUGAAUAUGUAGAUGAAGAUACCUUGCCUUCAGUGGAUGAGAUUCAACAACAAUUGUCACUUGUUGAGCGCAUGUUGAUUGAUGAAUACGUAACUGAAGACAUCUCAAAUGAUACAAACGAGACAGAGGAACAACUAUUUCCGCCUGAUCAUGAGGAUAUGUAUACGUUGACGAUUGGUGAAUAUGAUAUUUUGCACCGGAUGGACGAGAUAGAGGAACAACUGUCACUUUACGAGGCCUUUGUUGGUCUUUCAGACCAUACGCAAGUCAGGGAAGACGACAGAUUAUCCGAAGACGCAAUUAUAAGCCAUCUGAAAAGAAGAAUCCAUAUUUCAUCAUCACCAAAUCAAGAAGCUGAAAUUUGUGUCAUAUGCCAGGCUGAGUAUGAAGAAGGCGACGACAUUGGAACUCUUCGCUGUGGGCAUGGCUAUCAUGUCGACUGCGUAAAGAAGUGGUUGCUGAAAAAGGAUUCGUGCCCCCUCUGCAAGGCCACUGUUCUGAAUAUAUAA